Rhizopus microsporus ATCC 52813 is the source of this 1254-nucleotide messenger RNA. Its product is annotated as DUF367-domain-containing protein. The transcript has 6 exons. Gene Ontology annotation, biological process: maturation of SSU-rRNA. The coding region runs from base 192 to 1130 and encodes 312 amino acids. Lineage: Eukaryota; Fungi; Mucoromycota; Mucoromycetes; Mucorales; Rhizopodaceae. The record is from RefSeq and is a predicted model, not a curated record. Gene Ontology annotation, molecular function: rRNA small subunit aminocarboxypropyltransferase activity.
CACAAAUCAUUGAUAUAAGCUAUACAAAAUACGUUUUAAGCUGUUCUUUUCAUCGCUAUCACAAAUAGCCAUUUUAUUUUUGAUACGCCUUCAGAGCUAAUGUGGGUGUGCGACUUCAUAUUUCUAAAUGUCAAAUUUAACUCUCAGUCAUCUUUUGAAAGAUUUUUUUGUUUUUGCUUUGUCUUUAACAAAUGGGCAAGAAGAAUUCAGAAGACUAUGUACAUGGAAGCAGCAAAGGAGCCAAAGGAGGUAGUUCAAAAGCGACUGGAAAGCGUCAUACAAGCUCUGGUAAAGGAUCAAAGUUUGAUCGCUAUGCAAAGGCAAGCUAUUUUGCUCCUGGAGAGGAAGAACAUGGACAGUUAGAAGAAGAUAAUAAAUCGAGUAUUCCUAUGCCAGUCGCCAUGUGGGAUUUUAAGCAUUGCGAUCCUAAACGUUGCUCUGGUGUCAAGCUUGCCAGAUGCGGUAUGUUGACAACGCUAAAGUUAGGACAGCGUUUCCGAGGCAUUGUUGCUAGUCCUGUUGGUGAGAAGGCAGUAUCACCAGCUGAUAGAAAAAUCGUGGAAAUGUAUGGAGCGGGCGUUGUCGAUUGCUCUUGGGCAAGGAUUGAUGAGGUGCCAUUUACAAAAAUUAGAGGACCUACAGAUCGCCUUUUACCGUAUCUAGUAGCUACUAAUCCUGUUAAUUAUGGUAAACCUUGGAAACUGAAUUGUGCAGAGGCUCUGGCAGCAAUAUUCUACAUCACUGGAUUCCCCGAACACGGAGAAGCAUUGCUCUCCAAGUUUAAAUGGGGCCAUGCAUUUAAAAAAGUAAACGGUGGUUUACUUUCACGGUAUGCCAAGUGUAAAGACUCUACAGAAGUUGUGGCUGUACAAAAUGAAUAUCUUGCACAAUUAGAGGCAGAUGAACGAUCGAAGGAAGCUUCAAAAACGGAAGAGCUAGAUGAUAGCGACAAUGAUGAUUUAUUAGUCAGGAAUAAUAACCGUGACACCGCCUUUACCGCAUUUGAUGACUCUUCUGAAGAAGAAGACAGUGAGGAAUAUGAAUCAGAAGAAGAAGAAGAAGAGCAUAGUGAAAAUGACUCUGAUGUAGAAGAAGUUCGUGAUAAGCUGGGAAACACUAAUAUUCGUUAGCAUUGAUAAAGAUUAUCCUCUGACAGACCAAAUGUCGUACUCUAGAAACUUUGGCGUAUCAGCACACCAAAGUGUAACCGUGCUGUUGCCCUAAUUGCUCCCUUUUCUUUUCUUUUCUUUUCUU